This is a messenger RNA of Magnolia sinica, 2155 nucleotides long. Its product is annotated as DUF21 domain-containing protein At2g14520-like. Bases 409 to 1677 code for a protein of 422 amino acids. Gene Ontology annotation, biological process: magnesium ion homeostasis. The record is from RefSeq and is a predicted model, not a curated record. The transcript has 11 exons. Lineage: Eukaryota; Viridiplantae; Streptophyta; Magnoliopsida; Magnoliales; Magnoliaceae. Gene Ontology annotation, cellular component: intracellular membrane-bounded organelle.
CCCAAUCAAGUCCCUUGCAGAAUCAUAGCAUCAGCAGGAUUUUUGGGUCAUAAUCCAUCUAUAGUGGGGCCCAUUAUUUGGACGGUUAAGAUUUUACGUACAUGCAUGCCACCUGUACUAUAUCUCAAUGCAUGAGUAUUUAAAGAAAAAAAGAAAAAAACAAACCUCCUCAUUCCUAUUUCCCUCCUCAUAACCAACUUCCCAUAAACGCCACUGCCAAAAGCUCUCCCUCUCUCUCAUUCCUUUCGUCUUCUUACCUUUGAUUCUUCGUAGAAAAGCAUUCAAUUCCCAAAGAAUUCUAAACUAUUACCAAGAAAGGCCUCUGCCACUGCUGUUCUAAGCUUCUCUCUUCAGCCAUUUCCAAGGGUAUUUUAGGAAUUUGGAUCUUUCUCGGCAGGCCGAAAUCCGAUGGCGGUGGAAUACCAAUGCUGUGAAUUGCAAUUUUUCAUUCACAUUCUAAUAAUUUCAUUAUUGGUGUUGUUCGCCGGAAUGAUGUCGGGACUUACGCUUGGUCUCAUGUCGAUGAGCAUCGUCGACCUCGAAGUUCUUGCUAAGUCAGGAACGCCUCAAGAUCGAAAGCACGCUGCAAAGAUACUGCCGGUUGUCAGGAAGCAACAUUUGUUGCUUUGUACACUGCUUAUUUGUAAUGCUGCCGCUAUGGAGACACUCCCUAUUUUCCUCGAUAGUCUUGUUACUGCUUGGGUUGCUAUAUUGAUUUCAGUGACAUUGAUACUUCUGUUUGGUGAGAUUAUACCGCAGUCCGUCUGCUCACGUCACGGUUUAGCUAUUGGGGCAGCAGUGGCUCCGAUUGUUCGUGUACUUGUUUGGAUUUGUUACCCUGUCGCAUACCCAAUAAGCAAGUUGUUGGACGUCAUAUUGGGGGAUGGACAUGUUGCUCUUUUUCGUAGAGCCGAGUUGAAAACGCUUGUUGAUUUUCAUGGGAAUGAGGCAGGAAAAGGUGGAGAAUUGACGCGCAAUGAGACAACAAUCAUAGCUGGAGCCCUUGAACUCACGGAGAAAACAGCUAGAGAUGCCAUGACUCCUAUAUCUGAAACUUUUGCAAUUGAUAUUAAUGCAAAGCUUGAUAGGGAUAUGAUGAAGUUGAUUUUGGAUGAAGGACACAGCAGGGUGCCAAUUUAUCAUGAAAAACCUACAAAUAUAAUUGGGCUUAUCUUGGUGAAGAAUUUAUUAUCAAUACACCCUGCAGAUGAGGUGCUCAUCAAGAACGUCACCAUCCGGAGGAUCCCAAGGGUCUCAGAAGACAUGCCUUUAUAUGAUAUCUUGAACGAGUUUCAGAAAGGCCACAGUCACAUGGCGGUCGUUAUCAGGCACAACAUGCCCGCCGAACAACCAACAAGCCAGAAUGCCAAUGAUGAUUCGGCGAAAGAUGUGAGGUUGAAUAUUGAUGGUGAAGGGCAUCAUCAAGAGAAAAACAUGAAGAACAAAAGAUCACUCAGGAAGUGGAAGAAUUCCCACUCCAGCAUGCAGAAUGGCAAUUCAAGGAGUAGAAGGUGGGUGAGGGACAUGUCAUUGGAUGUUCUACAGAUAGAUGACAAUCCGAUUCCAAAGCUCGCGCAAGAGGAAGAAGCUGUCGGAAUAAUCACAAUGGAAGAUGUCAUUGAAGAAUUGUUGCAGGAGGAGAUCUUUGACGAAACCGAUUAUCAUGAAGAUUUGUAACGAACACCUUCUCCUAUGGCAGUUUAGAAUUGAAGAAUUCCUUCUCUUUUUUCAUAAAAAAUUAUACACAAACUGCUCAUUACAAAUACAUGAUCUUGUUAUUCACACUAGUUUAGUACAUGCACCAGGACAAGUUUUGCAGUCACACAUGAUUCUGUACAUGUGAUGCCAUGGUUCAAGACAAGGGUUGAAAUAUUCUAAUGUGGGGCACUUUUUGGGUGUCCCCAUUGAUGGUAUGACCCAUCAUAUGAACAGUUUGUAUCACUAAAACAUAUCCCCACAUGGACGAAGUCCUUUGCGUCAUCAAACAGUAUGUUUCUGAGGAGUAGGAUGCUAUAACUCCUCUUCUAACUCGAGUGAAAGAUUCUUAUCCUGAGCAGAUAAUGUAAUUUGUUAUCGCUGAUUACUUAAAGAUUAGGAAACAGGAAGUAUGAGAAGAAAUUUAUGGAAUUUGUAUAUUGUUUAUUGUUGUCUGGAA